Molecule: messenger RNA, 2447 nt
Organism: Tetranychus urticae (two-spotted spider mite)
Lineage: Eukaryota; Metazoa; Arthropoda; Arachnida; Trombidiformes; Tetranychidae
Product: NAD-dependent protein deacylase Sirt4
Cellular component (GO): mitochondrial matrix
Molecular function (GO): NAD+ binding; histone deacetylase activity, NAD-dependent
Source: RefSeq, a predicted model, not a curated record
AUUAUUAUUUAAUUUAGGUGUUUUUGAUUUCUAAUUUGAUAAUUCCUGUAUUGAACAGUAUUAAAUAGUAAUUAAGAGUCCUCUCAAAAUUUUCCUAAUUAAAAAAACUGAAUUAAAAGCAAUUGUUUACUCGGUUACCAUGACUCUGGGACAAUUUGAGAGGGUUUACUGUAUUUUGCUGAACCAUAAAAUAUCAUUUUGUAAUAUUUUUAGUCCAUGUGGAUGUUAUGCUUCCAAUUGCUAGGUCUGGUUAAAGCUUUCGAUAACUCGGAAUCGCCAUGUUUCUAGAGAAAAUCACUAAAUUCGUUAGUAUUUAUUGGGGUUCAUAUUUUGAACAUUUUACAGCAAUCCUUUAUAUUGAAAUCAUGAAAUGGAUGUGUUAAUUCACAUUUGUUUCCGUGAUUUUUUUGAUCAAAGGAAUUGCAAUUCCUUCAAAUUAUUGGGUUAUUUGUUUAAUUUUUACAUGUUUUUUAUUUUUAUACCUAUUCAAGUAUCACUUCAUAUUGAAUUUGAGCUUUUUCAAUGGGAAUCGGCGUUAAAUUAAAAAUAACAAAUUUUGAAAAGAUUAUUAAUGUGCGUAUUUGGCGCCUUACGACUUUUGCUGGUUGAUUCUCAAAACAGCUGAUGGAGAUGUAUUGGAAACUUUAAUGCUAAUUGUUUACCAACAAUUUUCAAUGGAUCUAUGAUUUUACUUUUUCUGUGUUAUCUCAGUGAAUCUAUGUAAUGUUUUAAGAUUUUAAAAUUGAUUUCAUUCGGUUUAUCAUGAAUGAGAUUAGCCAACUAAUAUGCACUGUUUAAAAUACGGUUUCUAAAUGUAUCAGUUUAUGUGAAUGAUAUUUGGAAUCAAGGAUGUCACCAGGCUGUUGGAACUUAUCUACUCAUCUAUCUAGAAUUACCUCUAGAAGAUUAAGUAGCUUAAUUGGCUCCUUUGAACCAUCUUACAAUCCUAAUUUUGUUCCUGAGCACAGUCCGGUGGAACCUGAUGAUAUUAGACUGCUGACUCAGUUUAUGAAAAGUCAUUCAAAUAUUAUUGUGAUUACUGGAGCUGGCAUAUCUACUGAAAGUGGUGUCCCUGAUUAUCGUUCAGAAAAAGUUGGUCUCUAUGCCAGAAAUAAUCAUAAGCCCAUACAAUAUCAAGAAUUUUUAUCCAGCCAAGCUGUUCGUCUUCGUUACUGGGCUAGAAACUUUAUUGGUUUUGAUAAUUUUUCCAAGAUCCGUCCAAACAAUGCUCAUUAUAUUUUGUCAAAAUGGGAAAGACAAGAAAAGAUCAAGUGGAUUGUUACACAAAAUGUUGACCAGCUUCAUCAGAAAGCAGGUUCGUUGAAAGUUACAGAACUUCAUGGAUCUGGGUUUACUGUUAAAUGUUUGAAUAGUCGUAACUCCCAAUGCGAUUUUACUAUAAGUCGACACAUAUUUCAGGAGGUACUCCAUCAGUAUAACCCACAGUUGGUUGACGUGAAACUUGAUGAUUUAAGAACUGUAAGGCCUGAUGGAGAUGUCGAUCUAGAUGCUCGUUUCGUGGAAAAUUUCAAAGUUCCUCGUUGUCCCAAGUGUUUAGGCAUUUUAAAACCUGAUAUUAUUUUUUUUGGUGACACUGUCCCAAAAGACAGAGUUGAGUACAUCUAUCAGAAAAUGGACAAAUGUGAUGCCCUUCUUGUCAUAGGAUCAUCUUUGCAGGUCUAUUCUGCAUAUCGCUAUAUCAUUGCUGCAUCAGAGAAAUCAUUACCUAUCAUGUUGAUAAAUAUUGGAGCAUCUAGAGCUGAUAAUUUAAAGAAUGUUACAAUUGUCAGAAAAAGAGCUGGGCAACUGUUACCUCUUAUUGAAAUUUCCAGUUGAUAAUUAUGAAAGGGGAAAUUCUUGAUGUUGAUUGAUAUCGUUAAAUGUUUUAUUUUUGUUUCAACUAUCAAAGUAUAACAAUAUUCAAUAUUACCUGAGAUUAAAGAGAAAGAAAAUACAGAUUUGUUUCAUUUCUUCUUCCAUCUGUAUCCAUCCUCGAAACUAUCAACAGAUUGAUUAUCGUAGAAUUCAUGAUUCCUCAAUUCGUUCAACUCCUCACAUUGUUUUGUCAUACGAACAACAUCUAUAUCCAUCGAAUCUAACGAGCCUGAUAUUUUCCAGUAAAGUGGCUCUACUCUUUUCCCAUCGGUUAAUACUGGAGGCCAAGGAAGUCUACGAUUCUUGACGAAAUCGGUGUAUAAUUUCAUCAAUUUUUUGCUCAUUAAUCGAUCUUGGUGAUUGUAAUUAUAUGGAUCUCUGAAAGGCUGGCCAAAGAUAAGCAAUGUGUCAUCACCAUGUCGUGAACCAAAUGGUCGUUCACUGGUUCCAUCAGCUCUGGUGUAUACUUUGGAUACAUAAUUAAAAAUGUAAAGAUGAACAAUGUUUUUUUUGAUUGCCAAUUUUUCAGCAAAAUAAAGUGAUGGGCACUUCAUUGACCAAUCGGAGCAAAA